AUGGGGUAUAAAUACGGGGUGAAUCCUCCAGUAAAGCACAGUAUCCUCUAGUAACUGAGCUGGGAUAGAAGUAAAGUCUCCUGACUACAUUCUCAAAAUGAAGUUGAAUCUGAUAAUUCUUCUGUCCCUGGCAGUUCUGCUCUCCGUCUUUCUUCCUGCCAUUGAAGCCGCUGCCAGCCGUCUAGCUGUCCGCCGAGGCCGGGCCCGACCAGCCUCGCCCGCUCGCCGACCUGCUCCUCGUCGUAUGAUCCCCCGCCGAGGCCGACAGGAGGAUCCAAUGGCCCCUCCUCCUCUAGAUGGUGAAGCAGCUGAUGCUGGUAGUGAUAUCCCAACCUGGUGCAACCCUGCUGACCCUAUGGGAGCCUGGCUGCUCUUCAAGGGUGUGAAGCUGAACUGUGUAGAAAAGGGAUUUGAGGAUUUCGGUCCCUACGGCGGAGUUCCGGCGGAGGAUGAAGAGGCGGCGGAGGGGGAGAAUGCUGUCUAAUCAAUCAAUCAAUCGAUCAAUGCUUUAAUAUAACUCGACCCUUCGAUAAUCUCUGCGAAGAUAUCGUGCCAAAGAAUGAAAAACAAAACAGUUUAAAUUUUUAAUAUGAUUAAUUCUCAAAUUUUAAGAAGGAGAGUUUCUUUAUUUCUCUAAACGCUGUGGUAUAUAUGAAUUUAUUUUCAAUAAAAACUUUUCAAUUUAA
Messenger RNA from Eurytemora carolleeae, 686 nucleotides. RefSeq lists its product as uncharacterized. The coding region runs from base 98 to 484 and encodes 128 amino acids. The record is from RefSeq and is a predicted model, not a curated record. Lineage: Eukaryota; Metazoa; Arthropoda; Copepoda; Calanoida; Temoridae. The transcript has 3 exons.